AUGGGUUCACCAAACGACACUAUCCCAACACUCGAAGAAGAUAAAUCAGGAUAUGGUAACGACAAGAAACAAUGGAGAGCAUGGGGACAUGCCAACAACGAACAAGUACAAUCCACUUGGUACAUCAAAGUUGAUGACGAUGCAUACCUCCACGUCGAUCGUCUUGAAAAAACUCUAGCAAAAUUAGACCCUGAAGGUGUCAAAGUUUACGGUAGAUGUGAUAAUUUUACAUGGGAACCAAAACCAUUUUGUGAUGGUGGAUCGGCUAUUAUUUUAACAAGAGGUGCUUUAGCAGCAAUGAUGAAAUGGUAUUAUGAAGGAAAAUGUAAAGAUACAGGUCAUAAUGAUUUAAGUACUUCAUGGUGUUUUGUUGAUAAUGGUGCUUAUCUUACACCAAUUCCAGGUUUACAUGGUGAGCCACCAGCCAACUGGCAUGAAUUAUCCACAGAUAUUACAUGGCAUCAUCUUGAUCCAGAUGGAGUUCGAAGAGUGGAUAAUAUAUUUUAUUAUAAAUAA
Molecule: messenger RNA, 516 nt
Organism: Heterostelium album PN500
Lineage: Eukaryota; Evosea; Eumycetozoa; Acytosteliales; Acytosteliaceae
Exons: 2
Coding region: 1-516 (171 amino acids)
Cellular component (GO): membrane
Molecular function (GO): glycosyltransferase activity
Source: RefSeq, a predicted model, not a curated record